Molecule: messenger RNA, 2679 nt
Organism: Penicillium manginii
Lineage: Eukaryota; Fungi; Ascomycota; Eurotiomycetes; Eurotiales; Aspergillaceae
Exons: 1
Coding region: 1-2679 (892 amino acids)
Source: RefSeq, a predicted model, not a curated record
AUGUUUUCCGCAUUCAGCACUCGAGGUCGGCUUCACAGGUCCAUGUCUUCUCGAUCAAUUCGGAGACCCCGCCGUCCGCCAGCAGAGAUCAUCGAUCCCGAUGUCGCCAAACAUCAUGCUGCUGCGGCCGCUUCCCGAGCUAUGCACUCAAAUCAUCAACAUUCUCAUCAAUCAUCAGCGGAAUUGAAAUCUUCUUAUAAUCGACUGGGUGGGCCUGCCCAAGUCGCCAUUCCAAGACGGCGCCCGAAAUCCAGCGUUCAAUAUACCGACGACAGCACCUCGACCUAUGGAGCCCCCACCGUGCCCCCAUCCACUCCACUUCCAUUUGCGAGGACCGAGAAUAUAUUCACAGUCAAUGAUCGUGAAUUCUCCGCCGUCCUCCCACCACCCGCUGAACCGAAUGGGUUAGAUGGUCGAGAUAGCUCUGUGCCUUCCUCAUAUCGGCGACUGCGCAAGGCCAAAUCAAUGUUUUCAACUAGACAACGGUUCUCACACAUUGCAUACAGUGCGCCACCUCUCCCUCGUCGAGAUGCCAUGGAUCUCGAGCGAAGUCCCCAAUUUGCGCUGCCACGAACCAUGAGACAUACAGCAUCCUUCAUUCGCGCAAGUCCCUUUCAAGGUUCCCAUUCAAUUAGACACGCCAAAAGUCAAGACACGGCCAUCGAAAUUGCUCGCGAUCAAUUCCUCGGAGAAAUUGACGAGGAUGAAGCCCAGUUGAGGCGUUCUUCGCUCUUCGUACAUCGACGCAGGCGGGAAAACAAACCGUUCCGGAAGACCUUCCGUGUGACAAGUGCGAGUAGCAUUGGUACAAAGCCCAUUGAGAGGCAUGGUAGACGACGGACCUUCUCGGCAUCUUUCAAGAACGGUCUGAAACGGGUUUUUGGUUUAUCCAAGCCUGUCGAGCAACAUUCCAAAAUCUCAGACGAAACAGAUCCGCCUCUUCCUCCGCUGCCCACGACCUGCAACAGGGUCCCUGUCAACAAUUCUGUCCAUGAAUAUGUGGAAGAUCAUGAUAUGGUCAGCAAAGCUGUGGAUGUAAUUGAUGAUGCUCAUUCCAGCCCAUUGCGUGUUCCACGGAUCUCCCCCAGUCGUGCCAGUCUCUGCACAUCCAAAUCACGAGUUACAAGCUGGGCAGAUUCGACGGUGGCCAACACCAUCACUACUCGCAAGCCUGGGCAUCUGCAAUCGCUAUCUCUGAUCGAAGAGCACGGGGACCUGAACAAGCAAUUACCGCAGCAUCCUUCCGGCGCAGUCAACCAAGCUUCACCUACGCCCAGAAAGUCUCCCGCCCGCAGGUUCAACGAUUGGGUUGAUAGUCAUGACUUGUACUCGGCUUUGAUGCAGCAGAUUGGUCGGCAAAAUGUGCAAAAUGCCGAGGAGGAAAUAGUUUUCGGUACUGUCCCAGAGCACCGUGUUGUCCAGGAACGCACUUCCUCGGCAGUAUCACGUCGCAGCAAAUACACAAUCCGCCGUGUUCCGAGUGGAGAUCCUUCGACGCCUAGAUCAUUCACGACAGCAAGAGCCGGAGACUCUGUGUCCCCGCGAAAGUAUAUGAUUCGUCCUCUUCAAUAUAUUCCUUCGUCGGUGACACCUCGAAAGAUUCCAGGGCAAGAUUAUCACACUUCGGGUCACAGAGUCGAUACAAGUUCGCCUCGGUCACCAUAUACACGCUGUGGAGAUUCAGAUGACGAAACAGGGAGCGUGAUUGUCUUUCGUUACUCUCCAAGUUUAUAUUCUCGAACGACAAACGGGGGCACGCCCACGCGGGAUCAUGAUGAGGUUGAACCUAGUUGUGUGGCGGACGAGCCGGGAACAGCGACCAUAUUUGCUCCCCAGAGAGCAGUGUACAGGUCACCUAGACGUUCGUCCAGCUCAUCGCCCUUAAAAACUCAAGUACCGAGUUUGGACUGGCAACAGUGGAUGAGCUCCCAGAUUGAGAGAAUCGAAUCGACCAGUCCGACACGAGAGCAUGUGAGAGAGGGUGCACAGAUUCAGGAAGAUGAUGAUGAGAUCUUCAUGGGCAUAAUGCGGCGAGCACCUGGCCCCGGCCAGGAGUCGACUGCCAUACCGUAUAUUGCUGGUGAGCCGAAGCACGACGACUCGCAGCCCAUUGAGGAGCUCAGAGUUACCCCUCGGAAUAAUUUCUCUCGUCCAUUCAGUCGAUCAUCCAGUGUGCAAACCAUUCUGCCAUCUCAACCCGUUGGGCCUGGUAGCAUAGUCAAGACUGCAUCGAAGCUUUCAGUAGUAGAUUCUAUCGCCGAUGUUCCAUCUCCACCGGCUCAGGUGCCCUCCGAUCGGACUCUAUCGCCAAUGCGCACGAGAACUGCGAAUUCACCAAGCAUACCAGAUUCACCAACUCCUCAGAGAGUGGCAUCCGAUAUACCAACGCGGAAUUUGACACAAGAGCAGUACCGACGAUAUUCCGCUCGCCGGCCGAUAAGCAAUGGAAAGCCAAAUUCCUUCCGAUCGAAGCGUACCUACCGCGACUUUAAUGCGUUGAACAAGGAAAAUCAGUGGCAGAAGGAGGAUCACGAAAACAUGAUGGAUGAGUAUCACAAGAAUCAAGGUGGUCAUUCUACUGUGUCCAGCAAACACAUGGUGGAGAUGUUUUUGAACAGUCGGCGUCGCCCGGCGGAAAACGUGAUGGAUGGCAAUGCUCCCGGUGAGGCUUUCAUCUGA